AAACCGCUCUUGCGGCCGCGCCUGAGUGCCGGGCAGGGCCCGCGGCCGAAGGGCGGCGAGCGCUGGGGCGGUGGGGCUGUGUCCGCUCAAUGGCGCCGGCCCCGGGCCACGCUGGGACGGGCCGGGGGAUACCGACAGGGACACGGGGACACUGCUGGGAGCCCCAGGCAGAGUCCUGACCCGAGCACGCACAUCCUGCCCCGUACCGGGAAGCGUCCAAGGCCAGGUUGGACGGGACUUGGAGCAAGCUGCGAUAGUGGAAAGCGUCCCUGCCCAUGGCAGGGAUGGCACUGGAUGAGCUCCAAGGUCCCUUCCAACCCAACCCAUUCCAUGGUUCUGUGUGUGUGUAAAAUUUGCUGAACUCAUUCCUCUGCAGACUGCCAAGAUUGAUGCUGAAGGGAACGUCUUUGACUUUAAUUUCAAAGGCAUCUGCUGUUAUUCUCUACCAAGACUGAAGGAAAUACUCUGAUCGUCUGCUCUGUGUUGUUACUGCACGUCACCGAUGAUAAAUCCAUGUUUGAUGUGUGUGAUUUAGCAGUGAGCAGUGCCCCACUUGGAUGCUUGCACUGGCUUUGAAGUCCUGCUUACACCAGACCAAAUGUGCAGUGAAAACCUGUCACCACACUGAGUUAUGCGAAUUAAACAAAUUAUUGUUUCAUAUUGAGGUUCCUUACGGAAUAUGUUUAGAUUCAAAUGCAAUAUUCUUACAGGAGAUGAGUUACACUAUUUAUCCUAUUUUUUGUGACUUGAAAACCUUGUAAAAUGGCAUUUUCAUACAAAAACAUAGUCAGAUGCGGUGUUUAAAACUAUCCAUGGGAGUAAAGAAAAGAAUAAAUAUCAACUACUGGACUUUAAAGAAAUCAUUUUGCUUCCCGAAUCCUUUAUCAUGCACCCAUGCACAGACAGACAGCAGCUGAUGAUUUCUCCUCAUCAAAAUCUUCCACUCUGACCACAGCCUAUAAAGAAAACUACAAAAAACCAGUGGUUUGAAAAGCUACUGUGAAGUACAAAAGUACAACAAUGAAAAAAUUGUACUCAAAACUCUACAAAGAGCCUGAGAAGAUGAAGCAGUGGAAACUGUGGAAUCAGAACUAAACCAGAAAGUGCAAGAAAAUAGAAAAGUUAUUGAAGCACAGCACAAAGCCAUUCAAGAAUUGCAGCAUGAGUUCCUUCUUUGUGAUGUCUCUCCUCUUUGGCCUGAUUUUCGGACAAACAGCAUCACUCUGUGCUCCUUCUGAGUACACAAUCCAUGUGGAGAAACGGGAAUGUGCCUAUUGCCUGGCCAUCAACACCACCAUCUGCGCUGGAUUCUGCAUGACUCGGGACAGCAAUGGCAAGAAGCUGCUCCUCAAGAGUGCUCUGUCCCAGAACGUGUGCACGUACAAAGAGAUGCUGUACCGGACAGCGCUGAUCCCAGGCUGCCCUCACCACACCAUCCCCUAUUACUCCUACCCCGUGGCUGUGAGCUGCAAGUGUGGCAAGUGCAACACUGACUACAGUGACUGUGUCCAUGAGAGGGUCAGGACAAACUACUGCACUAAGCCACAGAAGCUCUGUAACCUGUAAAGCUUUCAGUGGGCUGCAGGAGAAAUGUACUACUCUGCUCACACCUGAACUGAAAUAAAAGUGAAUUUCAUAUUCGGUUUGCAAA
Molecule: messenger RNA, 1651 nt
Organism: Cyanistes caeruleus (blue tit)
Lineage: Eukaryota; Metazoa; Chordata; Aves; Passeriformes; Paridae
Source: RefSeq, a predicted model, not a curated record